AUGAAGGCCGACAAUAAGACAGCGGCAGCCCUCUUCGGUCUCGGUGAAACAGCAGAAAGCCCAUACGACGGAGACUUACACGACACGCUCGUGGCAUGGGGCUACCACGACAACACCGAAGCCAUGCAAAAGAAGCACGACGACGAAUGCGAUGUGGAGAACGGCAACAAGCUUAAGCAAUGCUUUGACGAAUGCUUCCAGAUCAAACACUUUGACAGUCCUGCUGUCAUGCUGAACGAGGAUGGCAGCCGGCCAGAAAAGGCAAACCAGUACUACAAAGCGCCAUGCGGUACCACCAUGCGCGUCAAAGACGCAGCCCACGCUGUUGGUGUGAACGGUAUUGGCGGCGCAGUCAUCGCCAUGGGCAUUGUCAGUCCAGCAAAAGCCGCCGCGGGCUUGUGGUGUCGGGACCGAAAGCCAGAAGAAUUGCCACACAUCCGUUCUUUCUCCGAUAUCUCAUGGGCGUUCUGGAAUCGUGCGGCAGCGGGUAAUAUCCAAGGCAUUCACUAUUUCAUGGCCACGAUGGUAAUCAACAGGGAGACCAAUCAGCGCAUCAACAAGGCGCUGUCAGAGCUGACGCCGCCGGAAGAAGACACGAAAGGUUGGCAAGGACAUGAGUUUGGUAUGGACUCUGAUGCUGGGAAAGCACUGCUAGGAGCACCUGUGGGACGGUGGGCGGGGUAUUUCCUGAUCCAGCACAAAAGGCAGUUGGGCGGGAACAGGUUCAUCUCCAAGGUCAGGGUCUUCAAGAGCGAAAAGGAAGGGUCGUGGCCGUAUAUGCUGUUCUACGUUGAUGGACCGAAAAUAACUCCGAAGCCGUAG
Parastagonospora nodorum SN15 is the source of this 822-nucleotide messenger RNA. RefSeq lists its product as hypothetical. The transcript has 2 exons. The coding region runs from base 1 to 822 and encodes 273 amino acids. The record is from RefSeq and is a predicted model, not a curated record. Lineage: Eukaryota; Fungi; Ascomycota; Dothideomycetes; Pleosporales; Phaeosphaeriaceae.